AUGGUUUCGGCGUGGUUCUUGACUAAGGUCUUGGUGGCUUUUACGCCACUGACGACGGUUGUUUACGCGCAGUACAACACCACAACCGAUCUUCCUUUGCUGCUGGAUGCUACGGGAGAUGAGUUGGUUGCUGGCCUUGAGGCUGGAGCCUUCACAAGCUUGGAUCUAGUUCAGGCUUAUGUUGGACGCAUCAUCGAAGUCAACAAGACGCUUCACAUGGUGUUGGAAAUCAACCCGGAUGCUUGGACUAUCGCGAAGGAACUAGAUGAAGAGCGCGCCUGUGGAAAGCUUCGAGGCCCUCUCCAUGGCCUCCCGAUUCUUAUCAAGGAUAACAUCGCAACUGAUGAUGAGAUGAACAACACUGCCGGGUCUUGGUCGCUGAUGGGCGCUAAAGUUCCACGCGAUUCUACGAUCGCUGCCAAACUCAGGGAAGCUGGUGCCAUCAUUCUUGGCAAGACCAAUCUCUCCCAGUGGGCCAACUAUCGUUCCUCGAACUCCUCAAAUGGAUGGUCUGCCCGAGGUGGUCAGACGUACGGCGCGUACUAUCCUGGUCAAGAUCCCAGUGGCAGUAGCAGUGGUAGUGGUGUCGCAGCCAGUCUUGGACUCGCCUUUGGUACUCUAGGUUCGGAAACAGACGGCUCCAUCAUCUCUCCCAGUCAACUCAACAACGUCGUUGGUAUCAAACCGACUGUCGGUCUGACAAGUCGAGCUCUGGUCAUUCCCAUUUCUGAACAUCAAGAUACUGUUGGACCGAUGACCCGCACGGUCAAAGAUGCGGCGUAUAUCCUUCAAGCCAUCUCUGGACCUGACAGUGCUGAUAACUAUACGUUAGCUAUUCCGUGGGCGAGCAACACCACAAAUGUGACCAAGCCUGACUACGUUGCUGCCUGCACCCUGGAUGCUUUGGAAGGAAAGCGCAUCGGAGUACCGCGCAACGCUAUUGGCACGCCCGACAGCUCUUCAGCACCCCUGUAUGCUGCUUUCGAAGCCGCUCUCGACGUUCUUCGCUCUGCUGGCGCGAUCAUUGUCGAUAACACCAACUACACCGCCUGGGAACAGUAUCUGGAAUCCAACGCUGAAGGUAUCGUUCUCGAUGGUGACUUUGUCCCCAACCUAGCGCAUUACCUCUCGCAACUUACAUACAACCCCAACGACGUCCAAGAUCUGGAAGACGUUCGCAAUUUCACACAGCACUUCCCUGCCGAGGACUAUCCAGACAGAGACACGGCGCAAUUUGACAGCUCAAUUGCCCAAUCGCAAAACUUCUCAAACACCGACAUCGAGUUCUGGAAUGCUUUGCAACAAGAUUAUUACCUCGGUGGUGAAGGUGGUCUCCUCGGUGCACUCGCAACAUACAACCUCGAUGCUGUUGUUGUUCCCUCGGACUAUGCCUCUGGUAUCUCCGCCAUUAUUGGUGGACCCGUGGUCACCAUCCCGCUUGGUGCGCUACCGUCCAACACGACAGUUAUCACAAACCGGCGAGGUGAUUUGAACGCUACUGCACCGAACAUCCCAUUUGGUAUCUCUUUUGCCGGUGCGCUGUGGAGUGAGGAGAGUUUGAUCGGGUUCGCGUAUGCGUUUGAACAAAGGACCAUGGUGCGGACGAAGGUUAAGCCGUAUAUCCAACCGAGUAUCGAGAUUGAGAACGGCUCUGGACAAGUCGGCUCACAUAUUCUCACUCACCUGCUUGGUACCUCAAAGCAUCAAGUCACAGUCCUAACCCGCCUCUCAAGCGACACCAGCUUCCCCAACAACGACAACCUCACCGUCACCAAAGUCGACUACGACAACGACGAUGCCUUGACAGAAGCACUGAGCAACCAUGAAUUCCUCAUCAUUACCCUCAGCGCCCGCACUCCUAACACUCUGCACCCGCGCAUCGUCGCCGCUGCAGCCAAAGCUGGGGUACGCUGGAUCAUGCCGAAUUACUUUGGCUACGGUAUCAACGAUCGGAAGCUCAAAGGACGAGACCAGCUAGCUAAUUUCGAGCGGUUCAUCGAGGAUGUUGAGAAGACGCCAGGUGCUGACUACGUAGCGCUUGUGUGUGGCUUCUGGUAUGAGUUUAGUCUGGCCAUGGGGGAACCUUGGUUGGGAUUCCGGAUCAGGGAGAGGAGCGUGACAAUGUAUGAUCAGGGGGAGAAGAAGAUUAGUAUGAGUACAUGGGACGCGUGCGGCAGGGCUGUUGCGGGUCUGUUGUCGCUUCCUGUCAAAGCAGAUGCGACGGAAGAUGGUGUUGGACUGGAAGCUUGGAGGAAUCAAGGGUUGUAUAUUUCUUCCUUCCUUGUUUCUCAAAGGGAUAUCUUGGAGAGUUUGCAUCGCGUGCUGGGUACCACGGAUGAAGACUGGAAGAUCAGGUUUGAACCUGUCGAGAAGAGGCUGGAAGAUGGUAAGAAGGACUUCAAAGAGGGGAAGAUGUUGGGGUUUGCUAAGGCGCUUUAUGCAGAGGUAUUCGCGUGCGAGUGGGGUAAUUACCAGACAGGACGCGAACUGGAUAACGAGAAGGUGGCAUUGGAGAAGGAGGAUUUGGAUGAAGCUACCAGAAGGGCGGUGGAGAUGGCUAUGGGUCCUAUGGGGGACAUCGAGGGCCGGUUCAGCUGA
This is a messenger RNA of Alternaria burnsii, 2598 nucleotides long. Its product is annotated as amidase signature enzyme. The transcript is spliced from 4 exons. The record is from RefSeq and is a predicted model, not a curated record. The coding region runs from base 1 to 2598 and encodes 865 amino acids. NCBI's taxonomy places the organism in Eukaryota, Fungi, Ascomycota, Dothideomycetes, Pleosporales, Pleosporaceae.